Molecule: messenger RNA, 4672 nt
Organism: Drosophila santomea
Lineage: Eukaryota; Metazoa; Arthropoda; Insecta; Diptera; Drosophilidae
Gene: dtr
Product: dynein axonemal assembly factor 1 homolog
Exons: 5
Coding region: 69-4580 (1503 amino acids)
Molecular function (GO): protein binding
Source: RefSeq, a predicted model, not a curated record
UUCUCGAACUGUUCAAACAAAUCGUUAUUAUACUUAAAAAGGAAAACAAAUAUAUAAGGAAAAAUAAAAUGUCUCUUUCUAAUCGCAAAGAAAUAACUGGUCUUACACGAAUGACACCCAAGGGCCUUAAAGAACUAUGCAAGAAAGACAAGCUCUACCAAACACCACGUUUAAAUGAUACACUAUAUCUGCACUACCAGGGUUUUCAGUGCAUAGAACACUUGGAAGAGUACACAGAGCUUAAGUGUUUGUGGUUAGAAUGCAAUGCCAUUUCCGAAAUUCAGGGCUUGGAGAAACUUAGCAAACUGAAGUGCCUCUUUCUUCAAAACAACCUUAUAACCAAAAUUGAAAAUUUAGAACCAUGUCGCGAGCUAGAUACUUUAAAUCUGAGCUCAAAUCAUAUUCGCAAAAUACAAAACAUUGGGAACAAUAUCUUGCCAGUUUUAAAUACUCUUACCAUUGCAUCAAACUAUCUCAAAGACAGUGAGAGCCUGUCAGACUUGGUUCAAUGUAAAACACUAUCUGUGCUAGACUUAUCAAACAACAGAAUUGACGAUAUUUUGAUUGUAAAAAUAUUUGAGCAGAUGCUCAAUCUGAAGGUCUUGGUUCUGCAGGGAAACCCGGUUGUUUCCCGCCUGCCGCAGUAUCGGAAGACAUUGAUACUGGCUUGCAAGGAACUCACUUAUUUGGAUAGCCGUCCUGUGUUUCCUCGUGAUCGAGCAUGUGCUGAGGCUUGGAAACGAGAUGGCUAUGAAGGGGAACGCAAGGAAAAUAAUCGUUGGAACCGAGCUGAGCGCAGAAAAACACGCGAAAGUAUUAACUGUACCAUACGUAUUCGCAAUAGUCACCGUCCACCUGAUCAGCAGGAUCCAUUGCUGAGGUCUAGUGAUUCGGAAGACGACACAUGCACCGGUACAACCCUUAAGAAAGUAGUGAUUGAGAACGGUUGUGUCGAUGAUAUAUGGAAGGAGGUGUCGUGUGAGCAUCCUACCUCAGAGAGCGGUGCCAGUACAUCUAGCUCAGUGGAAGACAAUGAUGCUACAAGCUCUCAGGACGAUCUCAUAGCAGAGAAAUUAAGUAAUCGUGGAACACUCGAGGGGCGUCCAAAAGUCCUUAAUGAAACUGAAGGGAGCAAUCUAAAGAGAGUCAAUCAAAAUAUCAAGAAUGUGGAGCCUAGGAAUAUACAAACAAUCGUAUUUGAGGAGGAUGUUAGCAAGAAAUCGCAGGUUAUUAUAGAAGAGGAAAACGUCCCGAAAAUAAAUCUUAUAAACGAACCAUGUGAUCUGAAUGAUAAAAAAGCGAUUAUCGUUAAGUGUAAAAAAACUGGUUAUACUUCCAUAGGACCAGUUCAUAAGGAAACCGUUUUUCACGAGGACGCUGAAAUAAAAAAAAUGGAAGACGUGGUUCUAUGCCAGGAUUUUAUUAAAUCAGACGAACAUAUGAGCUCGGAAAAGCUGGAAAAAGAUUUUGAGCAAACUUGUACUGCCCCAAGAAAUGAAGCUCAAUGUAAGGAAUUUGACGAAGAUCAAAAAAUUAUAGAAAUUGAAAGCAAACUUAUUUAUGAAAUGUAUGAAAGUUUUGCAGCUGAUGACGAUGAUAAACUUAACGAAACUUUCGAUUUAAAUCUAUAUGAGACCACAAGUGAACACCAGGCACACAAAGUUUCUUUUGACGAAAACAAAAUGCCAAUGAGCUGUUAUCAAGAAGAUAAAGAUAUCCUUUUACCCAAAAGCAUGGAGGAAACACUGUUUGAAGAAGAAUGUUUCAUUGCAAAUGACAAGUGUGCUCAUGACUUAGAGGAAAUAGGUCGCCAAAUGGAUGAGGAUCUGGCAGAACUAAGGCAGUCCACUCAAAAUGUGGUCGGACUUUCAAAAGACGAGAUUGCUGAAACAGACAUUGAAACAGAUGAGGAGGAUCUGAUAGCACAGCAGGACCCAUACUCUCCACUUCUCAAGCAGCAAUUUAAAAACAGGCGUAUGAAAAUUAUGUUAAUAGAAGAAUCCAAAGCCCAAGGAGAAUCACAAAGGGAUUUAAAUAUUACAGUCUCAAAUGAAUCUGGCGGAGAUGACAAGCAAGACCAAUUAUUUGCCCGAAUAUUAGAUGAUGCAACAGAAAAUAUACCCAAACGCAUCUUUGGUACUGGGUGUGAUGCACUUAGUUACAAUUGGCCUCAAGAAGAGUGCUUGCUUCAAUUGACUUUAUCCGAAGUGAAAGAAACUCCUGCUCAAGAAUGUACCUUCAAGAAUUCUAUAACAAAUAGUUCAAGUUUCGAAGAGGCAAAUAAAAUUUGCGUUCGUAUGGAUCAAAAAAUGGCCGAGGAAGAGGAAGCUUUAGGUAAGCUUUUGCAUGACUUGGAAAACGAGGCCGAAAAUGUGUAUGAAAUAAACACGAAGAUGACGUACGAAGGAACCACUUCCAGUAAAGAAGUAGUCAGUAUUUGUACAUCCUUGCUGGACGAUAUUAUAGUUGAGCUUACGUUGAACGAGAUAUUGUGGCACGAGAAGCCCAAAAGUUUCAAAUUCGGACCUAUCGAAUCUGACGAGGAGUUUAGUUACUCAUUGGAACCGCAAUUGGAAAAGUUGGUUCCCCCUGCACUAGAAGAUCCGGCCCGAGGAAAAAGCCUUCGAGAAUGUUUGGAUACCUUUUCUGAUUUUGUCUCUUCCAUGGCAGAUCCGAAGCUGCCUCUGAUGCUGGGUCGUAACCCCACAUUAGGUGUGGAGAAAAUUCGUGCCGCUCAAGAAUUGCUAAAGUCUAAAAAUCUUGCGGAGAUAUACGCGGAUUCAGCGGAAAGCUUAAACUCCCAGGUAGCCAAAGAAAUUGAAAAGCGCAAGCGGCGCGUGGCAGCCACUGCUACCCGUUGUUUUAAUCAACGAGAUAAAUAUGAUGAUACACUAGAGUUAGUGAAUAAUCGGUUGAUGAUUGUCAAGAGAGAUUCCGGGGAUCUGGAAGAACUGCCGCCUCCACCCCCCUUAAUAAGUGACUCAGAGUCCGAAGACUACGACACAGCUGACGAUGAGUAUACGCCUGGAAACGGGGGUCAUAAACUUGGGUCACAACCUAAGGAUUCGAAAAAUCUUGUAACGAAUAGUUUGUUGAAGCAAAAGCAAGCCGACUCCGACGUUGUAGAAGAAGUUGUUAAAAAGAACAAUCAUGCUGAAGAUGAAUUUUAUUCGUUGGAAGCUAUGACAACCUUCAGUAGCCUAGACGCCGAAUUUUUUCAGAAGCUGGAUCUUCAGAAAGUUAACGAUUCCGAAGACUCAGAACCAGCCAAAAACUGCAUGCGGAAUUAUAACGAACUUCAAGCCUAUAUGAAAUCCGGAUCAUUGAAUCACCGGUUGAAUACUGAGGAAACAAAGACGUUGCAGACAAGGUUUUCCACGGUUGGCUCUGAUGAAAGCAAGACGAAGUUACGAAACCCCCAAGAAGGAAAAGAGGAUGCCCUUCUUAAAAAGAUGGUUCUUCGCAUGAAAGAGUACGAGGAACGGGAGCAUCAGCUCCAGCUAGUACCGCAUGAAUUAGGUUCAAUUAAGCUAUCCUUGGGUGGAUCUAAGCUUUUCGAGCAAACUCCAGAGACUGUCCUUGUCCAUACAGAAAAUGAACCUACUAGUAAAAUCAAAUUAAUAGAUAACAAGAAAACAAACAAUGACGAGAGCACACAUCCAAUUAAAAGUUAUUGCGAGCCACUUGUCAGGGCCUCCUGUAAAACUUCAAACAAAAAUAUAGACGACGAUAUACAGUCCGAUGUUUCAACUGACUACGAAUCUGGCGAAGAAGUAGUUGUUGUAGAGCCACCUAAACUUUCCGAAGCGGUUUUAAAAUCGUUCUACUCUGAUGGAUUUGAAGCAGACCUAAAUAUGGUCCAUGAACUUGAAGAAGAUACUCGACGUAAUCUUUAUUGCUAUCACUCAAAUGAAAUGCUUAAUCCAACAAAGAAUCAUCCCUUUUCAUUAAAAAAGACAUUGUCUUCUAAAACCUCUACUAAUGAGCUGACUGUAGGCGCCAAGGCCAAGUGGGCCAAAAUAGCUGAACGACUACACGAAUUUCUUGAUCCGGAGACGAUUUCGAAGCUAAAUAAAGAACAGUUUGGUGAAAGCGAUGAGUUUGAGGACAGUCAAGAUGAUAAUAUUUUUACAGAUAUAACGUUUGAGGAAAACAAUUCAAAAAAAUAUGAGAAUUUGGUUUCAGAAGAAUGUAACUGUACACAAUCCAUUUACGAUGAAAACUCAUGCCCGUCUGAGCUUAAUGGCAACGAUCAAUUUUCGGGCCUUAAAGAAAUUAAUAAAGAUAAAGAAAUGCCAACAUGUAAUCUGGAAUUAAAUAGUGUAAUGAUCCAAUCCAAAAAGAAAACUUCCGAAAUUUUGCCAAAUGAAAUUGGAAAUAUAAUUAAAGCUUGCUCUUCUUUUGAAGCUCCACCAACUGAUCCCAUUGGGAUUAAAUACUUUGAGGACCCAACAUUAACCCAAAUGAAUCCAGAAUUUUUAAAAACUAAACAAAUUGAGUGCAAUCUUCAGAUUUUGAGCGAGGAUGGAGACGUUGUGGUCCAAGAGCUCAGUGUCAAUGCUCAGGUGUCUUUUGAGUAAAAUUCGAUCCCGAUUAAUUUGUUAAAAUGUAAUUCAUUGUUUUUAAAUUGUUUUUUUAUUUAAAGUAAAUGGAGGAAUAUUUGAAAACGUAA